Molecule: messenger RNA, 3400 nt
Organism: Macroventuria anomochaeta
Lineage: Eukaryota; Fungi; Ascomycota; Dothideomycetes; Pleosporales; Didymellaceae
Product: Hira-domain-containing protein
Exons: 5
Coding region: 119-3232 (1037 amino acids)
Biological process (GO): DNA-templated transcription; chromatin remodeling; regulation of DNA-templated transcription
Cellular component (GO): nucleus; HIR complex
Molecular function (GO): nucleosome binding; protein binding
Source: RefSeq, a predicted model, not a curated record
CACAAGCCGUGCACAACAACAACAACCACCACGCGCCUCCACCAUCCACUUCACGUCCGUCUUUACGUUCAUGGUUGCGUAAUAGCAUGCUGAAUCUGCUGGGACUUCAUACGCAACCAUGCAUCUGAUCAAGCCGCAGUGGUUGACCCACUCGGGCGAUCUGAAAGACCACGAAGUAUACAGCUGCCAUGUCUCUCCUGAUGGAAAGCGCCUUGUCACCGCCGCCGGAGAUGGCUACGUAAGAGUAUGGUCCACCGAAGCCAUUCUGAACUCGAACAACCACGAGUACACCAAACCGAAGCAGCUCGCAGCUGUCAGCCAUCAUUCAGGCACGAUUCACGCGGUGCGAUUCUCCUCGAACAACAAAUAUCUGGCUUCAGGUGCGGACGACAAGAUUGUCUGUGUGUAUGCGCUGGACCCCAAUGCGCCGACACAUGCUACUUUUGGUUCGAACGAAGCUCCUCCUGUCGAGAACUGGCGUGUCAUUCGCCGUCUCAUAGGGCAUGACAACGAUGUGCAGGACAUUGGCUGGUCCUUUGACUCGUCCAUUCUGGUAUCAGUAGGAUUGGAUUCGAAAGUGGUGGUCUGGUCUGGACACUCGUUUGAGAAGCUCAAAACGCUAUCAAAUCACCAGAGUCACGUCAAGGGUGUCACAUUCGAUCCCGCAAACAAAUACUUCGCGACUGCGAGCGACGACCGUACCAUCAAAGUCUACCGUUUCAACUCGCCGCCUACGAACGCUACCCAACAGGAUCAGGUCAACAACUUCAUGCUCGAGCACACCAUUACCGCGCCCUUCCAAACCUCGCCGCUCACCACAUAUUUCCGCCGUUGCUCCUGGUCACCAGAUGGGGCUCACAUUGCCGCCGCAAACGCAACAAAUGGACCUGUCAGCUCUGUCGCCAUUCUUGCGCGUGGAACAUGGGACGGCGACAUCAGUUUGGUCGGUCACGAAGGGCCAGUAGAAGUAGCUGCAUUCUCGCCCCGCCUGUUCUACAAAGACCCACCGAAAGAGAUCGACGGCACUGUGUACCAGCCGACGGUGACAAUUGUGGCAUGCGCCGGUCAAGACAAGUGCCUCAGCGUUUGGAAUACGAGCUUUCCUAGACCGUUCAUGAUCUCGCAAGAGUUGGCUGGAAAGUCGAUAUCAGAUCUGGCAUGGGCACCUGGUGGAGAAGUCUUGUACGCUACGAGUCUCGAUGGCAGCAUCCUCACACUCGUGUUCGAGCCUGGAGAGCUCGGCUACCCUGCAUCGCUGGAUGAGAACGAUAAGACCCUUUCAAAGUUUGGUGCAGGUCGAAGAGUUGGGAUUGUCGAAGGCACAGACGCUCUGCUACUAGAAGAAAGUGCUAAGAGCGGAGAGCUGAAGGGUGUUCAGGGUCGCAUGGGAGCUUUAAUGGGUGAUGGUGGUGCAGCACAACCUCCGACAAUCACCACGAAUGGGGCCAACGGCGCAACGACAUCAACAGGCCUCACAAAUGGAACCACGACACCAGCAGUGCCGGCCGAGCCUCCUGCAGAUCAGCGUGUCGAGAAGCUUAAGCAGCGAGUGACCGUGACGAAAGAGGGCAAGAAGCGCAUAGCGCCCAUGCUCGUUUCUUCGUCUUCUGGUGUUGGUGAAUCGUCGUUGCCGCAGACCCAACUUAUCUCUGCAGCUGCCACAUCAGUUGGCAGGAGCGACAACCCACACAACAUCCUCGAUCUGUCAAAACCAUACGAUGGGUUCCCUAAGGGUGGUCUCGCAUCAAUGCUCGUCGGCAACAAAAGGAAAUUCGCAGAAAUCGAAGGCGACGAAGACCGACAAGUCGAGCGGAGACUUGCCGCUACAGUUCGACCUGGUGGCGCAGCUAUUGUGCUAAACAGCGAGAAUGGCCUCGUACCGCCCGCCGCUGCUGCUUCAAAGACUAAUGAGCAUGAGCCUGCAAGGAUUCUGCGACCUGCUAUUGUCAACCCGUCACUAAGUGUCAGCCAAGUGCGCCUAGCUGUACCGAAAGUAAGAAGUGUCAUUGUCCGCACAAUGGACGGCAGCGAACCGCCACAACAGAAUGGAGUCGAUCCUAACACAGGGAAAGCAGAGUUGACGGAAACUGUCAUGCUGGAAGCACGGAACGCCACUGGCCCAUCUCGAACAGGCCGGUUCCAAGAUCAUGACCCUGUCCGGAUAAGCUGCACAAAGAAGGGUCAGGCACUAUGGCAAGAUUACCUGCCCAAGGCUGUCCUGCUGGUAACGGGCAACACAAAUUUCUUCGCGGCGGCAUGUGAGGAUGGCUCCGUAUACGCAUGGUCUCCAGCUGGCCGAAGGACUCUAAACGCCAUGAUCCUGGAAGCACAACCCGUCAUCAUGGACUGCCGUGGCUGGUGGCUGAUGGCCAUAUCAGCAGUCGGCAUGUGCUAUGUAUGGAACCUCAAAGACAUGUCCGCACCACACCCUCCCAUUUCAGUCGCACCGAUCCUAGACAUUGCGGCGCAUACCCAAGGUCCUCAUCUGACCAAAUCCCCUGGCAUCGUCUUUGCACGCCUCAACACUGAAGGCAGGAUUAUUGUUGCUAUGUCGAAUGGUGAUGGCUACACAUACAACCCCGAUAUGUACAUCUGGCAACGGAUAUCAGAGCCUUGGUUUGCAGUCGGGAGUCAGUACUGGAACACUACAGACUCAUCCCUCGGCAACAUUCGGUCAACACAGGACAAGAAUGCUCCAAAGGAGAAGGAUGACCAAGUUUCAUUGGAGAACAUUUCAGCGGGCAUCAUACCGUCGCUAGAACGCAACACGACGAAUCAAUUCUUGCUACAGGGCCGAGCAUUCUACCUCCAGCGGCUCAUCAAAGCACUCAUCUCUGCUGAGGGUUACGAGACCUUCGAGAGCUGCGUCAGCGUGGCACACCUGGAGAACCGAGUCGCCGCUGCAAAGACGUUAGGCGCACGGGAGGAGUUCAAAAUCUACCUUUCCAUGUAUGUCAAGCGCAUUGGAGCGGAGGGUCUCAAGGGCAAGAUCGAAGAGCUGCUGCGGAGCUUGUCUGGCGACCUUAUCGCCGAGGAUGAGGACGAGAGCAAAGAGACUGAGAAGGCAGACGACACUACCUGCGGCUGGAAGAAAGAAGACCUUUUGAAAGAAGCAGUGUUGAUUCUUGGUAAACAUCGCGACCUCCAGCGCAUUACUGUGCCAUAUGCACGUCUUCUCGGCAUUAUUCAUGAAAACCAGCAGCAGGACGAGGCCAUGGUCACGGAUUUGUAGGAUCGUUCGUCUCAUGUAAUGCCCUGCUGGCGUUCUUUCUGUGCUUAGCGUUUCUUUGGGUUGGUAUUGUAUCAAAAGCAUGGAUAGGCGCGUGAAUUGUCCCUGGACUAGAUGGAUCAUGAGCUGCACGGCGUCUGGCGUAAUCCCAGGUCAACACGGCCUGAUUGG